AGAAACAGGGCCACGCAAAGGGGUCCUCAGCCAUGAGAAAACAGAGAACGCAAGCCGUGGUCCGACCAUUGCGCAAUCUUUAAACCUCUCUGCGUUGCAUUACUCAACGGCCCUUCUUUUCUCGACAUGCCGAAGACGCGUCCUCUUCUUCGCGGACAGAUCACAUACUCAACUGCUCAAAGAGAAGAGGUGAACAUUCUCCACCGAUUAAGAUACCAUGAUGAAAGAGACAAAUUCUUUGCACAUGUUUAUGAAAAACUCAAAUGGAUAGAAGCCAUAGUUGCUCAUCACCUUAACCUAGGAUCAUCCAACUCCUGCCGUAUGGAUGAUGUCGAGAACUGGUACCAUGGAAGCUUCAAUCUAUGUGUCCCAGUCGUUGUUGGCGGUUGGCAACAGAAACAGCAGCCUGGAGGCCGCGUUUUGCUUCGGUUCCCUCUUCCGUAUCGGGUCGGUGAUGCCUUUCGACCUGGAAAUGGGGACGAAAAGAUCCGGUGUGAGGCGGGAGCCUAUGCAUGGCUUCAAGAAAACUGUCCAGAUGCUCCUAUACCGAAGCUAUACGGCUUUUCUACGUAA
Aspergillus alliaceus is the source of this 573-nucleotide messenger RNA. RefSeq lists its product as uncharacterized. The record is from RefSeq and is a predicted model, not a curated record. The transcript has a single exon. NCBI's taxonomy places the organism in Eukaryota, Fungi, Ascomycota, Eurotiomycetes, Eurotiales, Aspergillaceae. Bases 127 to 573 code for a protein of 148 amino acids.